CGCGCCUGCGCACUGCGGAGGGCGGCGCGGCGUGGGGCCGCCAUGUCGCCGCGCAAUGGCCGGCGCACCGGCGCGCACCGGGCGCACUCCCUGGCCCGGCAGCUGAAGACGAAGCGGCGCCGCCGCGACCUGGAUGAGAUCCACGGGGACCUGCGGCCCGAGAACGCCGCUCGGCUGCUGCGGCAGGAGCCCGACCCCGACCUGCCGGGCUGCGCCCAGUUCUACUGCCUGCACUGCGCGCGCUACUUUGUGGACCUGACCAGUAUGAAGGAGCACUUCAGGUCCAAGGUGCACAAGAAGAGGCUGAAGCAGCUGCGGGAGGCACCGUACACGCAGGAGGAGGCCGAGCGUGCCGCCGGGAUGGGCUCCUACAUCCCCCCCAAGAAGGUGGAAGUGCAGACCCAGCCGCUGGAGGAAGUCACCGAGAUGGAGACGUCCAGCUGAGCGCCAGGCGGCUCCGUAAAGGCCUCUUUGUCUUCAGCUUUGUGAGAAAAACAUGCCCUGGCCCAGCGUGCCAGCGAGCAGGAGCGCCGCUCCUCCCGGCAUCCCUCGUCGCCGGAGCAUUAACGAGAAGAAGGAGCCAGCAAGACCCCGGGUGCCCUCACUGCGUGUCCUCCUCCUCCUGGGCGAAGCGGCAAGCGCUUGUUCCCGACACGCUGGCGUGACUGUACGCUCGUCUCUUUGUUUUUAAAGCGGUUUUAGGGCCUCUCUCCUUGGGUCAGAGGUUUAUGCCGCUGACUCGCCCAUUAAAAUAUGUCAUCCAA
This is a messenger RNA of Falco peregrinus (peregrine falcon), 764 nucleotides long. RefSeq names its product zinc finger protein 593 (gene ZNF593). The transcript has 3 exons. The coding region runs from base 43 to 444 and encodes 133 amino acids. Gene Ontology annotation, molecular function: zinc ion binding; nucleic acid binding. The record is from RefSeq and is a predicted model, not a curated record. NCBI's taxonomy places the organism in Eukaryota, Metazoa, Chordata, Aves, Falconiformes, Falconidae.